Molecule: messenger RNA, 2968 nt
Organism: Coregonus clupeaformis (lake whitefish)
Lineage: Eukaryota; Metazoa; Chordata; Actinopteri; Salmoniformes; Salmonidae
Product: TBC1 domain family member 15
Exons: 17
Coding region: 239-2299 (686 amino acids)
Biological process (GO): activation of GTPase activity
Molecular function (GO): GTPase activator activity
Source: RefSeq, a predicted model, not a curated record
ACAACAAACAGUUCAAGAAUAAUCUCUGUUGAAUGCGAGAUACACACAACUAUUUGAAUGAUUUCGUUAAUUGCGUCGUUGGUUUACAAUGAAUGUGUCAAACAAACCUCAAGGGAUUUAGCAACACCCAUUGACGAGUAUUUCGUUAUUUCAUCUAAACCCCCAAAAACUCAUAAAACAACUGGAAGCACGUGAGCUGUCCUACUACGUCAUCGUAAACAUCAGCUGCGGCAGCGACAUGGCGACUUCUGCGGGCUUCAAGGUUCUGUAUGAGCAUGAUGGAGUUUUUAUACACACCAACCCAGAAAGGAGUGAGGAGCAGGAUUCUCUCACUUCAGGAUCCCUGCGUAUCCUAGACCGGGAUGGAGACAUAGUGCUGGAUUAUAAACCCAUGGAAGAUGUUGACCACUCUGCCAUGCUGUGUGCUGCCAAGGAGUUUAGCUCUGUGUUUGAAUGGGGCCAGCGGCGCCAGGGUCAGAGCCAAGCCACAGGAGACAAGCCUCCCAGGCAGGUGGAGCACCAGCUGAGCUGUGAGACAGAGUGGGACAUGGUUCACACUGUCCAGUUCAGGAAGAAACCCAGCAACAAUGGAGGAGGUGCUCCUCCUAACCCCGCUCCCACCCCAGAGAAGAGUAAAGGGUCCCGGCUGUUCUUCAGUCUCAGUGACCUGGCCUCGGUCAGGGUGAGGGAGGAGGGAUGGUCCUACCUGGUGUUCACCCUCAGAGACCGCAACAUGGGGGUUGAGCUGCCUGCCCUGCACUUUCACCAGGGGGGUAGUGAAGGCUUCCUGGACUGUCUCAGGAAAUACCUGCUGCUGACAGAGUCUACCACUGAUACCUCCCUCCUCCAGGUCAGCCCCCACAGCAGAGCUAUGUCCCAGUCCUUUGAGAACCUGCUAGAUGAUGCCACCUUCGGACUUAUUACGAGGUUUACUCAGGACCCAGUCACCGCUACGCUGGGAGGUUUCUCCAAGGUGACCAACUACCUGUUUGAUGCGUUCCGGGGUCCAGACACGGAGCUACUGCAGCAGAGGCCUGUCGGGGAGGUGGCUGACCCGCUGAAUGAGGUCAUACCUGGGCUGGACAUCAACCAGCAGGAGGAACCUGGCUUUGAGGUCAUCACCAGGAUUGAUCUUGGCGUGCGGCCAGCGGUCCGGCGUAGGGAGCCUGUUGGGGCGGAGGAGUGGAACACCAACAUGGACCCUGAGGGACGCAUGAGGAACGUCUCACACCUCAAACAGACCAUAUUCAAAGGGGGUCUGUGUCAUGUGUUGAGGAAGGAGGGAUGGAAGUUUCUGCUGGGCUACUUCCCCUGGGAGAGCACCUCGGAGGAGAGGAGGAGUCUGACCAGGAGGAAAACGGAUGAGUACUUCCGUAUGAAGCUCCAGUGGAAGUCAGUGAGUGAGGAGCAAGAGAAACGCAACAGCAGGUUAAGAGACCACAGGAGUCUUAUAGAGAAAGACGUGAACAGGACGGAUCGGACCAACACGUUCUAUGAAGGAGCAGACAGCCCAGGACUGAUUCUGCUGCACGACGUCCUCAUGACCUACUGCAUGUAUGACUUUGACCUGGGCUAUGUCCAGGGUAUGAGUGACCUGCUGUCUCCUAUUCUCUAUGUGAUGGAGAACGAGGUGGACGCCUUCUGGUGCUUUGUCUGCUUCAUGGACCAGAUGCACCAGAACUUUGAGGAGCAGAUGCAGGGUAUGAAGACUCAGCUGAUCCAGCUCAGCACUCUGCUACGACUACUGGACCUGUCUUUCUGGAACUUCCUGGGGGCCCAGGACUCCGGUCACCUGUAUUUCUGCUUCCGCUGGCUCCUGAUUCGCUUCAAGAGAGAACUGAGUUACCCUGACGUCCUGCGUCUAUGGGAAGUCAUGUGGACUGGACUGCCGUGCCAGAACUUCCACCUGCUGGUGUGCUGUGCCAUCCUGGACUCAGAGAAACACAAGAUCAUGGAGGAACAAUACGGCUUCAAUGAGAUCCUCAAGCACAUAAAUGAACUGCCGAUGAAACUGGACAUCGGGGCCAUCCUCAAGAAAGCUGAAGCCUUAUGCCUGCAGCUGAAGAGUUGUAAGGACUUGCCCGACUCAGUGGUUGAGAUCCUUGGAUUCAACAGCACAAAGACCGAGUCAUCAUCCCAGUCAGAGGACAUGGAGAGAAUGGACAGGGAAGACUCUCCAGAACCUUCUACACCGUCAGACCACCAGCAGGACUUAGUCUCUGACUACAGCCCCAGCGGCAGCAACAGACACUUACGGGACGCGGCACGUGACGUUUACAAAUUAGCCUACAUAUCGUAGCCAGCCUGGCUAACAAGUAGUCUCUCGUGCAGUGAGAGAUUUGGUUCUGGUUGCUGAGAUUGGGCUCACAGCCGAGUGAAAGAGGUGGGUUUCCUCUCUCCAACCUCACAGACAGAGGAGAGCUGGGAAACGGCUUCUCAGGGCGACAUUAUAAUCGAGCCCAGGAGGUAUUCAUUCAAAGGACGUUUUUGCAAAUCAAAUAAUUUUUGUAAUGAUUCUCAUUCUUCUUGCUAGAGGUGGAUCUUCGUGUUUUUAGGAGAUUGCUCCUUAUUGCUCCUGACUCCAAGGUAUUGGGUUUGAUUUUUUUUUUCCUCAUUGCUUUGUGUUAGUCGCUCCUGAAUCGUGUGAAUAGUCAAAUGAACGCUUAAGGAGUUGACGUGGUUUAAAUAGAGGUGGAAGGCCUGAGGAAUGGAUAAGGUUUUAUAUAAACAGGGGUUAUUACAUCUCACUGUAGUAUUCAGCUAUUAGGAGCCCUAGGUGUAAUUAAAUUAUAACCAGUGGCUGUAUUAUCUCAAGGCAAGGCCACUCUCCUCUGCCAACUGAAUAUGAUUAUCUACCCUGCUGCCCAAUGACAUGGAUUAUACAUAGUGUACAAAACACCUGCUCUUUCCAUGACGUAGACUGGCCAGGUGAAUCCAGGUGAAAUCUAUGAUCCCUUAUUGAUGUCAC